CUUCGCUGCUCGCUCGCAGUCUUUCUUUGAUAACUGCGGCUCGCUCGUUUGCUCGCUUGUGCGAGAGAGACGGAGACACACAUAUGCGCACUGGGACUACUGGCAGAAGGGGAGAGAGGAAGAACGAACUCUCUGGUGCUCUGCUCGCAACAGCGGUGUGCAAAUAGUAUGAUGGUGUUGUGUCAGCAGUAGAGUUGGGAGAGAGUUGGAUAAUCCUCGUCAACGAGUAUGAAGUAAAAAAGUGUCGUAAAAGGGCUACUGCUUCAGGCAACGCGGUAUUUUUUUGUGAAGUGUGCAGCAGCAGUUGCGAAUUGCAAGUGUGCGUGCAGGCAGUCGUGAGAGAGAAAGAGAGAGAUAGGAGGAAAAGACGUUAGUGCGGAUCAAAGGAAGGAGCGUGGGUUCUAUUUUUCGAUCGCUCUCUCGACAUUUUUCGCUUUGCGCCGCGCUCUCGCGGAUUUGCCUCGUAAAAUGGCCGCAGCAUAACCUCUGUUGUCUUCAUCGUCGUCAACCGUACUCGUCGUCCUCGAGGAGCAACUCAACCGCCCACCGAAGACUAACCUCAUCCCAGAGUAGUGUUAGUGUGUGUGUGUGUGUGUGUGUGUGUGUGUCGUAGUUCGUUACUCUGUGCACGUGUGCCAUCAUCGUUAUUAUCAUUAUGAGUGAGGAAAGGAGCGACGAGGAUUCAAUAGUAGAUUUGUGGUACUCCAACUGGGAGCAGCAGUGCGUCGAGGCUAUUGAGGCUGAACCUGAUUAUGAAAGCCAGCUGCAAAGUGAAAAGGAACUCUAUUCACAACAAAUAUGGUCGAAUUUUCAGACUACCGCCACUGCCAUCGCACAGCUUUACAAAGAUCGUUCACAAGGUACGUCCUUCUGGUCGCCCUUCCAAACGGCUGCAGGCACGGUCACCUCUCUCUACAAAGAGUCAUCCAAUGGGAUUCGUCGGUGUAGUGAAUUGGGUAUCGAAGCUGGUAAGCAAAGACGCAAUAAGGAACUGAUCAAUUGGGCGAGGAAAAAAAGGCGCAUGAUUCGCAGGGAGGACCUAUUAGCCUAUCUUGCUGGUAAACCACCGCCACCUAGACCACAUUCGCACAGGAGUUCUCCCAAACCACGUAUGACGGUAUCUGGCUCCCCCCCGUCACAAAGCCCAACAGCAAGUAUGGUAGUGUCGUCGACACCGCCUCCAGGCAGUGAACCAGAUCCGGAAUUGCACACAUUCAGAGAAGCCAUCGCACUAUCAGGUUCGCCGAUGUCGCGUCGCAAUGGUCGCGAGUUGUCAGCCUUCAUAAGCAGCGAGUUCGCUCGGCAUCACAAAAGACCCGCGUCCCACGACGUGGACAUGGGCUCGCCUACGCAUAAACGGCCGCGUUUCAUGUAACAGUGCGCCAAAGUUCUACGCACAAAUCAUGCAGCUCAACAUUACUACGUUUUCCAGCCGUAAAGAAAUUGAGAGAACUUGUUUAUGUGCGUCUGCCUGCUUAUCUGUGUGUGUGGAAGGAUAUGCUUGAGACUUUAUUUGUGCGUGAAAGCUUAAUAUAUUUGACAGUACGAACGUUCAGCUACCAAAGAUACUCCGAUGGAUCUCCUUUUGCGCGACAUCCACACCAACUUUGUUAUACUUUGAUAGUGUGGCUAAAUUAUUCGAGAUUAGGCAAGAGGUGUCAUUAUUAUUAUUAUUAUUAUUAUUUUAAAAAAAUGAAAUUUUAAGUUUAUUUAAUCGCGUUAUAGAAAAUUUUUAGUCAAAUAAAUUAGCUGUAUCUUUUUUCUAAAGAAAGAUAAUAAUAUACAAUAUUAUGAGAAUAAAACUAUUAUAAGGUAACAAAGUGUGUCGAUGUCUCUAAGCAACUUUUAGCGAUUUUAGGAAUACCAUCAAUGGGUCAAAAGAUUGUCGAACAAUUAUCAAGUUUAAUCACUGCAUAAGGAUAAUCACUUUGUUUUAUACGAAGUAAAACGAAAACGUAGAUGAAUUGUACCCGUUUCUGGAUUAUUCAUUCAAGAAAAAAUAUAGAAAUCAUACACGUUCAGUUAAACGUGGCCAUUUAUCUGUCUCUUUCUUUUACUAUAUACAGUGCUUUUUUGGAUUCUAAAAAGGAAGAAAAGGAUAUGAAAGAGUUGCUUCGAACGUGUUCGUAUACCGUCAAAAGUGCCGAUAAUAACAAAAAAUGAAUAAUCUUGGUUGUGUCAUACAAAUGUAUGGGAUGCUAGAAAUGUUUGGUGUGCGAUAUGACUAUUUUUAUUGAGUGAUUUGGCUUCUACAGCGCAGUAACUAUCCAUUCUGUUACAUUCUGUAAAUAUAGUAAUUUAAUAUGCAUUCGCAUUAGAAUAAAUACAGUGAUCAAAAGAAUUACAAAAAUAAAUUUUCGGCACUUCGUACGGGGAAAGUUAUGCUUUCGGCACGCUUAGUUAAUCACUACGCUUAACGUCGAACUUUCUACGAGUCAUCGAAAUGCUAUUACCUAACAUGUUCGGAAAAGAGAUUCUAUUUCGUGUGCUAUUCCAGCCUUACAUCACUUGGGCCUAAACAUCACACGAGACGAGUAUCUACUUUCUUGCACUAGUUAGGUAACGUACUAAUACUUCAUAAAUUAUUAAACUUUUGUGGCAGUAUUUGUUAUAACUUUAUAAAAAUUUAUAAACUAUGUUUUUUUGAGCAGUGACUUGAAAUAUAAUUUAUUUUUCAAAGUUUAUUGUAUUAAUAAAUACAAUCGUUAUUUUAAUUGGUAAAAAAUGAAAAAUAUGGUCACAAAUAGCACAGUUUUUGCCAAAAUCGUCAAGCUUUCAUUUAUGAUAAAAAUUAUCAACAGAAAGACAGUUAUUGCAUUGUAAUUGCAAAAUCACGUAUGAGCGCUAUUUAUCGAACCGGAAAUAUAUAUUAUUAAAUUUUUUGCAUCGUUACACAUAUUACACGAUGCGCAAUGUGUGAUAAAAAUAAUUCUUCAGUAAAUUAUAUCAACGCAAUUCAGCGCAUAUUUUUAUGAUUAAUUUUAAAAAAUGAAACUAUAACGUAAGUAAACAAAAGAAGCUAAUGUUAUUCACUCUAUCCAACGUACGUGAUGUUACAAUGACACAAUUACAUUAAAAUUUAUUUCAAUUAUUAUUGUAGUUAUUAUUAUAAUUUAAUUUUCUUUGUAAACACUAUUUUCGAAAAAUGUGUGAAGUCAAUAUGAACAUCUUAUUUGAAUACAUUGAACAAUAAUUUUCUAAAACUACUAAAUUCGACUGACAAUUAAUUAAAAUGUGAAGGCAUGUAAAUUCUUCUUCAACAUUGUACGUUUUUUAAAACGUAAUGUUCUAUUUGAGUACACUGUCAAUAUGAUUUGGAUUCUAACUAGCAACGAAUUAGUACAGCAUUUGUUUUUUAUGAGUUGUUCUUAGUUGCAAUAAAAAACUGAAACUAGUUUGUUAGAGAUUAUGACGCCAAGAUUUGUACAUAAUUUGAAAUUUACUAAUGAUUUUACUGUGUAACUGAGAUUAUAAUCUGAGUUUGAUACAAGUUAAAAAUGAGGUGAUAAGAAAUGUCGAUCCUGUUCAAAUAGCACAUUCGUAGUUAAUGAAAUUUUGUUGUUACAUUUGUAAACUUAUAUCACUUAAAGUGAAGAAGCGUAUAUACACACAAAACCAUGUAGCAUAAUUGAAUAAAAUAUUGUAAAUCGCGUACAAUAAAGACCCAGUUAGAAGAAAAAACAUAACUCGUUUAAGCGAUCAAGAUUUUUGUUUUUACCAUAAAACUCGCAUCACAUGUGCAAUCUUCAUAGAUACCGAGAUGAUGAAAGGUGGAAAAAGCUUAGUAUGUUUUCUUAUUCGUUGAAACACGCAUCAAGUAGAGUAAUUCACAUUAAGCAAAGCAGCUCAACAAAACUUUUUUGCCUCUUCUGCUAAAAAUGUGUUAACAAUGGAUUAUUCAGAAAAAUUUAAGAGUCGUUCGUAAAAAGUAUGUUCACAUUAAAUGAUAAGAAACCAGCAUUAUUGCUUCUCGUUUUUGUAGCUCAUCAACAAUGUAAUUAUGUACAUGAUAUAAUAAUAAGAUGGACAUAUUUUCCUUUCAUCGAUACGUAGAUUCAUAUAAAUAAUGUUAAGUAUAAAAUAGCGUAACAAUGAGUUGAAAGUCAGCCAUGAUUGUGGAGAAGAUUGCAACUGUUAUUUAGAUUUUUUGUAAUAGAACAUCGAUCUUUUGGAGAACAAAUCAAUCGUUUGUAAAAUUUCUAACUAAACUAAACGAACGAUCGGUGCUUUGCAAAAAAAAAGUAAAUAAAUAAACAGUACAAAUGUCUUCUCCAGCAUAAAAUGAACGUAAUUCAUUGACAGUCAUUGAAAGCAAACAUAAUUAUUUCAUAUAUUUUGUAAAAUAUUGUAUUAACUGAUAAUUUCAAAACGUUUAAGUGCAACUGCAAAACAAAUUGGAUUUAUAUUUCUAAUACCUUAAUGCUGAGUGCAUCUUUUUAUCAAAAUAUACACAUACAACUUAACUCGUACAUUCACAUAAUUAAUAAAUAUUAUAAAUAAAAUCGCUUAUUUUUUCGCGCCUAAAAUUCCAUAAGAACAUCAAAAGAACUCCUUGAUUGUGAAAAUUUAUAGUUUAUUUUUAAGAACUUAAACUACUCGAUUGUAACAAAUCCAAGUGAAAUCGAGUCUUUUUUGCAAUUAAUGAUUUACUUUGACUUUGUGAAACAUACGAAGAAUACACUACGGUGGCUUUAAAGCACUAGAUUUUCACAGUUUAUUCACUAGAUUUAUAUCUUAUAGCCAAUUUAAGUUUUUAAGUCAAGAAUGUGCUGAGCCUUCAAAAUGAAAAUUACCUUUUGCUUUACAUUGAACUUUCGUAAUAAGUUUAAUACAAUAUUAAGUAAACGUAAUCAAAUCUCCAACGAUCCAUACAAAAUUCAUACACAAUCUUAUUAUUUUUAUAUAAUUACUCAAUUGUAAAAAAGAAGUUUUAUUUCAGACGUAGUUUUUUAUGAAAAUAAAAUUUACUUUAUUUCGUAUUUGCAGCAAUUUAAUAGUAAAUUCAGUAAAACUAUUCACAUUAACAAUGAGCAUAGCUUAUAUAGAAAAGUCACAUAGUUGUAACAAAACAAAAACAAAAAAAAUAGAGCAGAUGUUUUACUUCUAUACGUAAAGUUCCGUUGUUCUAUUGUUUUUGAAAAGCUGAGCGCAAUUACUUCUGAAAGCCAAGCAAAAAGUUGUUCAGAUGUAAAUAUAGCUUAAAUGACACUAAAGAUAUCAAAUAAUGAAUAAUGUUAAGUAAUAUAAGAGUAAUAUUAAUAUCACAUUUAACAUUAAUAGACUAGGUAUUUAAAAGCUUUAAUUGUUGUUAUCAAAUUGUCCAAAUUACGUUUAUGCUAAUUACAAUCAGUUAAAACAGCAAAACAUUUCUUAAUUUGAUUGUUACGUACUAAUUUUAUUAUUAGAAAAAUAGUUAAACACUCAAGUACCGAAGAUGCCAUAUUUAGGAUUUACAAGUUCUUAGGAAGUGACUGAAUGCUUUUAUCGAUGUCAAUCAUUCAUUAUUCUUUGUACAUUUCCGAAAUUGUGAGUCAUCCUAAUUAUGGUUGUUGUAGGUUCUUUUUUUUCCGUAAUGAAUUAAUGAAAAAUAGGUGAUAAGAGCGUUUUGGGCUUUCAUUUUUAUUCGUAAAAAUAUUGUGGUUUUUUCUAUUUUGUAUGAGACACACAACUUCAUAAAAAUUACUUUUACGCCAUGAAUUGAAACGCACGAUAUUUGCCAAAAAGAAAGAAUUUGAAAAAAGGUUAGAUGGAAAUUUUAUGUUUCGAGAGCUUCCAAAAUGAGUUUAUAUUCACGAUAAAGUUAAUUGUCUUUGUGCACUAUCUAAUAAUGUUGAUUUGCAUGCAUCAAGCGAUCCUCAUUUCAAGCUUAGAUUUUUUUUCGAAUCCAACUGUUAUCUUAUCAGAAGCGCUUUUUAAAUUAUCGAAAAAUAUAAUGGAAAAUGAUGAGAUUUAUUUUUUCUGCCUCGUUUAUUUAUUAGAAAAUAUCAAUAUUAAGUAACUUAAUAAUUGUCCAAGUACAUAUAACAUUGAAUUGUUUGGAUUACAUUUACGAAUUUCAAUUUAAAAAAAUUCUGUACCAGUAUUUUACGAUAAUUUUAGGCCUGCAUGCUCUUGUAAGUUUAACUUACACUGACAUAUACUUAAAUCAAUCGGAGAAUAAAAAUAAAAAAGUUACCAAGUUGGAGUUAAUUGUGCCGUUCUUUGGUUUUCACUACCUUUAUCAAAGUUAUCAACUCAAACUAGUGGGCAUAUUUGAUAGGCGAUACAAUCAACUGUGUAAGUAAAUUGUAAAGCUGUAAUGGUGCAAAGUGUCUUUGAUAACGACGAAUGUAAAGUGACUAAAAAAAACAAAGAAAGGUGUAUGAUUUUUAAGGCGUUUAUAAUUGUAAUAUAAAAACAUUGUAUCGGGGAAAAUUAGUCGAAAGUAAUAUUUUCUACAAAAACAUCUCUGUUCAUUCGCUCAUCGUUAUAAUAUUCAGUAAUAUGAAGCUGUAUAAAAAACUUACAAUAUUUUUUUUAAUUAAGUUAAAUAGGCAUUUUAUUAAAUGUAUUUGUGUAAAUAAAUAUUUUUGA
Phymastichus coffea is the source of this 6573-nucleotide messenger RNA. RefSeq names its product HUWE1-associated protein modifying stress responses. The transcript is spliced from 5 exons. Bases 656 to 1375 code for a protein of 239 amino acids. Lineage: Eukaryota; Metazoa; Arthropoda; Insecta; Hymenoptera; Eulophidae. The record is from RefSeq and is a predicted model, not a curated record.